AUGAGCCGCAGCAAUGUCACGGAUCGGCUCUCGCAUGAUCUUGGGAAUCUGAACGCCGAUUAUCAUAAGGCUGAGUGUGGUGAUGGGAUCUACAUGAAACUGGAACACUGCAAGACUGGAGAGAGUUUCCGGUCUCUUGACUUCUGCGGCGGCGCCGCUGUGGCAUGCCUAGGAAAUGGAGGCGAGAACGCUUCAGCGGAGUACGUUCGGGUCGCCGACGCUGCAGCUGCUCAAAUGAAGAAGUUGGCUUAUGUUUCACAUACCUCUUAUCGUUCCGACGUUAAUUUUGACCUAUCCGAACUGCUGGUCCGAAAUGCCAAUAGAUAUCUUGUCCUGGACGAAGAGACACAUCAGUGGCAAUAUAAGGAUAUCGAGGCGGACGAAAGCUCCAAACUAUCUCAUGCUAUCAUUCUGAACUCGGGUAAACUAUUUUCAUCAUUCUGUGUCGAGCACCUGGUUAAUAGUUUGAAGGUUCCGAGGCCGCUGAGACGGCGAUCAAGGCAGUUUGGCAGUACUGGGGAGCACAAGGAAAGCCGAACAAAAAAAAGAUCCUAUCACGAGAAAGCUCAUACCAUGGCCACGGACGCCAAUGGCAUGCGCAUCGGACUUUGGCAAUCUUCAAACCAGUACUAUCCUCAUGGGGAUAAAAUUGAGAAUGAGACCGAAGAAGAGUAUGUGGAUAGGUUGUUACGCAAUCUCAAGAUGCAAAUCAUGCUUCAUGGAGCUGACACCAUCGCUGCUAUCUGGAUCGAACCGGUCUCGGGAGCUGGCCUGGGCUGCCAGCCCGCCGGACCAGGAUACCUCAAGGAGAUAAAGAAGCUCUGCCGAAACAAUGAUAUAAUUCUGGUGUAUGAUGAGGUAAUGUGUGGAAUGGGUCGCAUGGGGAGUAUGCACGCGUGGCAUUACGACCAAGCUCAGCUUUGCGCCCAGCUGGAAGGAGAUUCGGAUGCUUCAGAUAAAACGCAUCAUCUGGGAAGACAAGGUCAAUGUCUUCAGAGCCUAGCCCCGGAUAUCCAGAUGAUGGGGAAGUGCCUUGGAGCUGGCAUUAUGCCAGCUGCCGGUCUGAUCGUGAACAGAAGGGUUGCCGACGGCCUCGCCCCGAAAUUCAUUCAUAGUUUCACGUAUCAAGCUCAUCCGACAGUAUGUGCUGCUGCCUUGUCAGCCCAAAGGGAGAUUCAGAUACUACUUGAAGCCGGGAAAAUCCAGAAACUUGCGAAAUGCUUGGAACGGGAGAUUAAAGAAAAGCUCUAUCCGUUAGGAAAUGUGGCCGAUAUUCGCGGACGAGGGUUGUUCUGGGGCAUCGAGCUUCAACACGAUGAUGGUGGAGCGUGGGCUCAUGAUGUCUCAAUGGAGCUUGUUGCUUUUGGAGAAGACGACCAUUUCAUUCAGGAGGAUGCAUGCAUUAGAUUUUAUGGUUCCGGGUGGAGACUUCGAAAACAUGGGGAGCCGGAAAGAAAGGGCGAUCACAUCAUGUUGUCGCCUGCAUUCACUUUCACAGAACGUGAUAUCAUAGAAGGGGUCUCGAGGCUCGCUAACGUUGUGCAGAGAUAUUUUGGGGAGAGUGCAUACAUCUCACGUCACAGGGCCAAAGAUGCUAAAGGGGCGUUUGUGCCCUGA
Neoarthrinium moseri is the source of this 1617-nucleotide messenger RNA. RefSeq lists its product as uncharacterized. Gene Ontology annotation, cellular component: cytosol. Gene Ontology annotation, molecular function: transaminase activity; pyridoxal phosphate binding. Lineage: Eukaryota; Fungi; Ascomycota; Sordariomycetes; Amphisphaeriales; Apiosporaceae. The record is from RefSeq and is a predicted model, not a curated record. Bases 1 to 1617 code for a protein of 538 amino acids. The transcript is spliced from 5 exons.